This is a messenger RNA of Frankliniella occidentalis (western flower thrips), 4222 nucleotides long. Its product is annotated as proton-coupled amino acid transporter-like protein pathetic. Gene Ontology annotation, molecular function: amino acid transmembrane transporter activity. The transcript has 8 exons. Gene Ontology annotation, biological process: amino acid transmembrane transport. NCBI's taxonomy places the organism in Eukaryota, Metazoa, Arthropoda, Insecta, Thysanoptera, Thripidae. The record is from RefSeq and is a predicted model, not a curated record. Bases 215 to 1780 code for a protein of 521 amino acids. Gene Ontology annotation, cellular component: vacuolar membrane.
CGACCACCGCCCCGCGCAGAGCACACCGCCGUCAACCUGCGCCACCCUCCGGUCCACGCGCGCGCCCUCGCCGCGUAUCGCCGCCCGGAGACAACGCGUGGUCCACGCCCGCGGACCAUCCGCGGCCGCUGCUCGCCUGAGACCCCCUCCGAUGGACUUUGGCCCCGCGAACCUCCCCGACGGACAACACUGAGCGCCGGCCCGACCCGAAGCCAUGUCGCGACCGGGAUCACGCCGUGGGUCGCGCCGGCUGUCGCAGCCCACGUCCGGCGGCGUGCCCAUGUUCUACUUCGAGCUGGACACCUCCGAGUGCCCCGACGCCCAGGACAACGCGCCGCGGCCCAUGAUCACGGAGUACGUCCCUGGAAGGAAGGGCAGCGGGCGCUCCGACCUCGCCCUUAGCAAGUUCAAGUGCAAGGAGAAUGGCGUGUCGGUGGCCGUCACCAACGGCUCCACCACCCCGCUCGUGGAGAACCCCAUCGAGGACGAGGAGGCGGGCACCUACGACCCGUUCAAGCACCGCCACCUGGAGCACCCCACCACGGACCUGGACACGCUUAUCCACCUGCUCAAGGGCAGCCUCGGCACCGGCAUCCUGUCCAUGCCGCUCGCCUUCAAGAACGCGGGGCUCUUCUUCGGUCUCGUGGCCACCUUCACCAUCGGCUUUAUCUGCACAUACUGCGUGCACGUGCUGGUGAAAUGCGCGCACGAGCUCUGCAGGCGGACGCGGGUGCCCUCCCUGGACUUCGCAGACGUGGCGGAGACGGCCUUCUCCUGCGGCCCGUCCGCCGUCCAGAAGUUCUCGAGGCUCGCGAGGGCCGUGAUCAACACCUUCCUCGUGAUCGACCUGCUCGGCUGCUGCUGCGUGUACCUCGUGUUCGUCGCGACCAACCUGCAGCAGGUGGUGAACCACUACACCGGCAGCGACCUGAGCGUGCAGAUGUACAUGAUCAUCAUGCUCGCGCCCCUCAUCCCGCUCAACCUGAUCCGCAACCUCAAGUACCUGUCGCCCUUCUCCAUGGUGGCCAACCUGCUCAUCGGCACGGGCAUGGCCAUCACCUUCUACUACAUACUCACCGACCUGCCCUCCGUCAGCGAGCGACCCUCCUUCUCCACGUGGCCGCAGCUCCCGCUCUUCUUCGGCACGGCCAUCUUUGCCCUGGAGGGCAUCGGCGUGGUGAUGCCGCUGGAGAACAACAUGAAGACCCCGACGCACUUCAUCGGGUGCCCCGGCGUGCUCAACACUGGCAUGGGUGUCGUCGUUUCCCUGUACGCUUUGGUCGGCUUCUUUGGCUACCUGAAGUACGGCGACAUCACGGAGGGUUCCAUCACUCUCAACCUGCCUCAGGACCCGCUGGCCCAGUCCGUCAAGGUGAUGAUCGCCCUGGCCAUUUUCCUGACGUACGCCCUGCAGUUCUACGUGCCCAUGGAGAUCAUCCGCAAGGGCUUCAUCGACGUGCACCUCAGAAAGUACCCAGUCGCUUCAGAGUACAUUUUACGCGUAUCUCUGGUCCUCCUCACCGUGGGCGUCGCCAUCGCCAUCCCCCACUUGGGGCCCUUCAUCUCGCUCGUGGGUGCCGUCUGCCUGUCCACGCUGGGGCUCAUGUUCCCCGCCGUCAUCGAGAUCGUCACGUUUUGGGACACGCCCGGCGGCCUCGGUGCCGGCAACUGGAAGGUGUACAAGAACCUGGCCAUCAUUGCCUUCGGUAUCCUGGGCUUCGUCACCGGCACCUACGUCAGCAUCCAGGAGUUCGUCCACGAGUUCUCAAAGCACCCGUGAGCGCCGGAGCCGCCCAGGGCCGCCGCCCUGGCCAACGACAACUAGGGGACGCCCCCGAUGAAGGAGGCCCUCCCCUCCCCAGUAUACUCUUGCAUGUAAUUUUUAGUUACGGUACUGUGAAGAUGCGCAUUCGACCGGAAUCCAACUAUACUGUCGUCGAGAGAAAGCAGGGUCCCCUGUCCCGUCGUGUCCCCCCUGGACCUGUGAUCUGUAGGAUUACAAGCUGUAGUUUUACUUCCUGGCCGCGGCCAGGACGUGAGGUGUGCGCGACUGCCCGUCCCACCGCCGUUCCAAAAAGAAGCAAAAAUCAGCUAAAAGAAUAUUUUUUCAAAAAGUACAAUUAAGCAACUGUGGACUUUGGAAUGUCAUGUUUGGCAGUUGAACGUGCAGGCUCGCACCACCCACAAUAUUGAUGCAGACUGUGAUUAUCAGGUGCUUCCUUGUUUUAUAGUGUAUGGCGGCAUGAAGGAGGUAGAGGAGGGCCAGAGCAUUGGCCGCGCUUUUGGCGUGGACGGUGCGGAGUUUGAACUGCGUUUCCUGGGCCUCUGAAAUCGAUUCACGCGUUUAUCGACUGAAGGUGCAUUCCAAGAUGAAAAGAGGGAAUAAUCAGACGGCUUGAGAUGGUGAGAUUGCAGAAGGGUUGUGCCAUGCUGUUCAAUCAAUGCCUAUGUUAUUAGUUCGCUUGCGUCGGAUAUAACUAAACCUUGUGCGCCGUCGAUACAUUGGUUGGUAAAACAAAGUAUAAAAAUUUAAGCGGAUCGGUAGAUAUGUUUUUCAGAGUUAUUCCCCGAAGCCACAACAGCAUCCAAAUUAACGUGUCUUGGAAGUUCUCCUUUUACCGUCUGUAACUUUUGUGUUUGUGCUUGCUUAUAAUACCCCCGCUACCAGCAGGGUUUCAUAUCAUCAUUUCGCGACUUCCCAUCGGCCUUACUCAUUCAUAUCUCACAUAUAACGUUGAUUUAGCCGAAAUCGGCAAAUGAUCUGAUUCAUAAAAUUGUUGCCGUGUGUUAGUCAUCCCGUAUCGCGGAUUUUAUUUCACUGUGAUACUAGAGAAAGGAACAAUAAAUAAUAUUUUAUUUAUCUCUCAAUUUAGAAUAAGUCGCGGUAAAGCAGACGAUGAAUCUCCUAAUUUCCUAAAGUUAUAAAGCUCCAAUUUGUUCGGUCUCUUAAAAUAAUUUUGCUGUACACGUAUUUUCGUUGCAUUUCAAGGAAAAGCCGGCGAGGUGCUUCAUAGCAUCUCAUUCAUUGUGUGUACCAUAGAUUCAUCGCUGACUUUAGGAAAGAAAAUAGCUGUGAGUACUACAUAUUAUAAUAAAUUAAAAGGGUUGUGUCUACUUGGAUUUCGGUCAAUGUCUGCCAAGCAAUGUGAAUACUUUACAGACAUUUUCCUCGCACUAGAGGUCUACUAACCUGCAAAAUGAAAUCCCUUUCCAGUCGGGAAGAGCGUUAUUUCUGUUUGUUUAUUCAUCCAUCACUUUCCAUGUUAUGUUUUAGUUAACAGUGGAGAGGUGGACCGUGUAUUAUUUAUUUAAUUCAUAAGAUUGGGUUAUCAAGUACCAUGCUAUUAUGUAUAUAUAGUAUAUUCAAGUGAGAUUUUAGUAGGGAAGUACCUAUACAGCUAUAGAUAUGUGCUGUAUCACUCCGGAAAAAUUCCCUGAGGGGUUUUAUUUUUACAUCCAAUAAAAUAUUGUAUAGUUAUCGAAUUGAAAAUCCCCUUAUAAAAUUACUGGCAUUUUUCGGCACUUUUUUUGUAAACCCGUAUGUUUAAGUUGUCGAACGACAUUCCCCCUCAAAAAAUAGAUACGUAUGUAUACCGCGUACAAAUUUCUUUGAGAUUUUCGACGUUUCAACAAUAGUGUCUUGUUAGACUAUGCAUCACAAAGCUGUCAAAAAUUCAGAUUCCCUAUGUCCGGUUGGCCUUGCAGAUUCAUCAUAAUUUUGUUUAAAGUGAGAAGACAAGGAUUGUUAUUGUUGUUUAUGUGGAUUGACAUGUGAUAGUUCAAUUAUUUUAGUUUUAAGUGUAUGAUGAAGAUUUAUAGAAAUUUCGGAAUUUUAUGAAGCCUUUCUGAAAGGCAUACUUUACAUGACAGUAUAAAUGACUUUUAAGAAAAGACAUGCUGAACGAAACUUCUGUUCGCCGCGAUGUGAAGCACCAUCUUGUUACCUAUACAUAUUUGUGGACGGCGGAAAUCAGCGUUCGUUACACCCUUUGCAUGUUACUUUAUUUGUCACGUGGUUAGCGUAAUUCCUGUACGAUUCAAGUAAAGCAUAUGAGAAAAUAGUACAAUAUCUAAUUACUUCUGCUCAUUACUGUUAAUGUUUUAUUUCAAUUGCAUUCUUGUGGCAAUGCUAGCCACCCCGUAUUAAAUUGGAAAUUGGAAAUAGUCAUGUUUAUUUUGGCGUGUUGUCGUAAAGAGAAUGUUUUAAAUCACAAGUUUUUGA